This is a messenger RNA of Acanthaster planci (crown-of-thorns starfish), 4828 nucleotides long. RefSeq lists its product as uncharacterized. The record is from RefSeq and is a predicted model, not a curated record. NCBI's taxonomy places the organism in Eukaryota, Metazoa, Echinodermata, Asteroidea, Valvatida, Acanthasteridae.
CCAAGUGAUUAAGCCGAUGAUUGAGGGCGCUACAUCUCUGCUUUAUUAUGUGUGUUGUGCACGUCUUUGGUAUUUUUUCACAGUUUAUUUCCGCAUAGACAUCUGAUCAGCCACGCAAAGUGAUAUGUCCCGCGUACUUGCUGUACGCUUAAAUACAUGGACACCAUUCCAGUAUCUGCGGAAAUAACAUGCUUUUACAAGUCACGCCAGUCAUCAAAUUCAGAUUUAUAAACUGCGCCAAACUUGAAUUUCAACGAAUUUCUCAACUGUAAUUCCGCUGCAUGAUUGUGCACCUGCACUGCACUGGCCUGUUCCUUCAUGGGUAUUCCAAGUCGCCACCGCUGGCCGUCACACGCCAGUGACCGUCGGAGGCAAAUUAUUCUGAUGUUGACAGUUGCGGAACUAAACUUUUCUUCGUCUGCACAGAAAUACCGAAUUGCUUAUUGAUCCAGCAGACGUAGCUAGUGGACGUCAGAAGAACUUUCAGCUCCACGCUGCAUCGCAUUUUUGCAUUGGUGAAAAGUUGUCGAGAUGCGGGUUUUUUUACGCGGAGACGUGGUUCAGCCCGGUUUGUGUUGCAGUCCCCGUGAACCUGUAGAAUGGUGGAAACAGUGCGCGAACGUUGGCCUUCGGGACGGCUGUGUGCCCACGAUCGGGCAAAGUGUGGUUCAAAUCACCGGACUGGAACCGGCAGUCUGGUUCAAGGUGCUGGUAGUCGACACUGUGUGCAUUGACUUCAUCAAUAAAGCUAUCCAGUGGACCACCUGUUCCCAUAGAAACUGCACGCAGAGAAUCAUGGGAGAGAGAGGUUACCAACGUUGCAAGCACACCCAUGAAUGUCUCCUGAAUGAAGACUUUUUCCUUCCGGACGUUGACCUGCAGAGAGGUCUUGAUCUUGCCAAACGCAUCUUAGUCCGACAAGAUGAUGAAGACGAUGUGGAUCUAUUACACCUGCUACAUGUCUACAUUCUACCAAUCAUACGCUUGCAUUCAGAGGACAAGGAACACGUGACUCAGGCCUUGACCAAUCAGAAAGAAGUCUUAGGAGAGCUUGAUGCCAAGAUUGAUAAAAUGUCCUGUCAAAGGAUACAGAUAAAAGAGAACAUGAGACGAUGGAGAGAGGACAUCUGUCUAGAUUUACAAUCGGAAAAGGCAAUCGUCUCUUGUAACACCGCAUUUCUGAAAAUUCUUUGUGAGCAUCUGAAUGAAGAUAUCCGCAAUUCAUACGUUGAGCUGGAUAGUUUUCAGAAGAAAGUUGAAGAAGCCAAACUGAAGGUGAAGAGAAAAGAAGGAAAACAUUAUCUCAGCCAGCUCAAUAAAGCAAGAAUUGAGAGGGAUACAAUUGCGGAACGCAUCAGUAAAUCGCUGUAUGUCGUGGAGGAGGUUGGAUUUAUGCUCAGAUUGAGUAGAACACCAGAUGAGCAGAAGUUAUCCGACAUGCACCAGGCGUACAUUAAGAUCCAAGAUGAUUGGAAGGAACACACCCAAGAACUGAGAGAGCUCCAGCGGAAGAAGGUGUGUGCCAUGAGCGUACGUGAGGCUUUGGUCAACACUGAGAAAGAGCUCACUGAGGGAAGUCAAACAACAGGGAUUGAGAUCACCUCUGAUGGCAUGAAACGACCCACAGAUGUGCUUGGAGAAGCAUCCCUGCCAGCUGGCUGGGAAACAUUACAAAGCCAAGUUGCAAAGAGUCUGGAGUUUAAUCCAUCGAUACAAGAGAUUCACAAGGAAUUCAGCUACUGGGUACAGCAUUUCUGCGAUAAGGAGCUAGCUGACCAACAUUCCCAUUCUAGUUGGAGGGAAAAACUCCCAGCAUGCACUGUUCAGUGUACACAGGUUGAAGAAUCAGGCAAUGUCACAUGUCUGAAGAUAUCUCCAGAUAUCAACCGAGUGCGGCAGAGUAUCAAGACAAAAAUGCCUGGUACCCACUAUCAGGGACUGACAAGAGAGCUGCAGAAUGAAAUCGUAAUUCAUUUCCGAGAGGUUGUAGAUGAACUAGUCAAAGACCAUGCUGUCCCUUCGACAUGCUUCUCAAGACUCUGGACGUGUUACGAGAGGUGUUUCUUUUCUUCCAAGAGUCGGGACAUCCUGCGACUUUAUGAGCGCGCCUAUGCUGAAAACACCAAAAAGCUUGAGAAAGUUCUUCCAACAGUCACUAUACGAGACCUAAGACUGGAUGAUGAGUGGAUUCUGAACAUCCUGGGACUUUAUGCCCCAGACUUCCCAUCGCUGACGUCAGAAGAUGUCAGAGACCAUGCCGAGGAGGUCGGACAGAUGGCCGAGGAGUUGGAUAACGAAUUUCAGAAGGAGACAGGAGAUAUGACCAAAGACAAAGUGGGAGAGGAGGAUAGAGAGACGAGAGAGAGAUUAGAGUCUGGCAUCAGUAUCCAAGGGGUUGACAAAGUUGUGCGGAGGCUAAAGAUGUCAGACCAGAGAGAUGAUCAGCAGAGACAAUCGCAUCGAUUCACUAAGAUCAUCGAUUUGAUGUGGGUUACCAGUCCCCCGCCAUCAGUACCGGAAGGAGGGGCCUCAUUGUCAGAGCGGGCGUCAACUUGGAGUGGGCUGAAUCGGGCAGAGCGUAGGAGCCGAGAGAAGACCCACUCGGACGAUAGGUUGUCUACAUCAGUCCCCAACGUCAACUCUGGCCCUGUAUUCAGUAGGAACUCCUCACCUGCCAUUGACAUCCCCAACACUAACACCAACGCCAGGACACUGGCCAUCCCAGUCAACAGUUCAGUCAGCGACUCUGGGGUUUGUCUCAACAUCACCAAAGAGUCUGAUGUCCUGAGCCCCUCACAAAUAUCUUCAGACCCCAGUGACCCACUUUGCAAGCGUUGCCAAGACAACCCCAACGCCAAAGUGUUCCUGGAGCGAUUCCAGACAGCCUACAACUGCUUCCGCGUGGUGCUUCAGGACACAGUGCCCAUGUCCAAACUGCAAUGGCUGUAUCGUUGCCUUCAAGAAGUCAACACAACAGCUGAGAAACAGUCACAGAUAAUUUUCUGUGGGAAGUGUCGCAUGUUGAGUGGCGAUGACCUCUUGACCGCACUUAUCCUCUUUCUUCUCCACGGCGAUGUGAAGGAGGUUGCCAAAGGUUACUACCAUCUCAUGCUUCUGCAAGAUUAUCUGCCGGACUUCUUGGACAAGGGGCACUUUGGGUUCUCAGUCAGCCAGUUUCUGUUUGCUUACACUUACAUUCUUAGUUAUGCUGAUAGGGAGCUGUCCACAGACUUAUAAUCAGGAAUCAAAUUUAAAAAGGGAAACCUGAAAGAGGUUGCUCACGAUACAAAAUUUGCACUGUGCUUAACUUGGUAAAUUUCAAUGUAGCUUGUUACUAAAUUUAUCUGAGUUUCACCUGUUCUACUCUGCCAUUUGCUCAUCUGCAAGCAAAUGUCUAUUACGCAGACUAGUUACCAAGAGGCCUGAUGACAACUUUAAAUGGUUAGUUAACCAUUGCCCGAGUGUUUCAGAGCUGAAUGAUCUUCAAAGGCAAAAGUGUUCACAGUUGGUAGCACUCACUCCUCUGACCUGGCAGACCGUGUUGAUAUGAUACAAUAACUAGACCACGAGGGAAUGAGAAGGUAUGAGCUAGGUUUAGUGGUGACAUGGCCAUAGAAUAUCUACUUGCUCUAUUUUUUGUGACUAAAUCCUUUUAUCAUAUUCUUUUGCCAGGCAAGUUCUGUGUACUAAUAUAAGGGCUUGCCAUAUAACCUAAAUGGUUUGGUGCAAAUUGUCAAAUGACUUUGUGAACUAAUUGUCAGACCCUUUAAUGGUAGGCUAACCAUUUCUGCUAUGUUUCUGGUGAAUUUUCUUGGGCAUGGAGUAUUUACAAGUAAUUUUGCUAGUCUGUUGGGGUUUGUGUGGGUAACGCAGGCACACUGUUCUAUUUAUGAGUGUCACCCCUGCUGCCCUGUCUGUCUCAGGUGGGGGACAAAUUAAGCACAGAAUGGAUAACCACUACAGUCAAAAGACACAUCUAUAAAUGCAAGGUGUCAAUUUGACUUCAACCUGCCAAAAUGCAUCAAUGUCUGAUGUGAGUUAACAGGGUUAGUGCCUGUGAACUUGCCGUUAAAUUGUCAGUGCAUCGAUAUUUUGUCAGUUUGUGAGUGUGAAAUAUGACAAAGGCAUAUGAAAUGCCUGCAUAUCUGCGUUAGACCACCUCAAAUAUGCUAAGUAAUUAUGGCACCUGAGUUAAUUUACAUGCUGUAGUAGUGUAUUUUUUUAUGAUUUGAUAAUAGUGAAUCCAUUUCCACUCAGAACAUUUCCACAAGUAGCAGCUGAAAACUUGUAUGUUCUUUGUCCUUUGACAUGACCUUUGACCACUAUCCCUUCCUUUUUUUACUGGCCAGUUCUAAAUUAGCAUUGCUGGCUAUAGUGACUAUGGCUCACCAUAGUGGCAACAAUCGUGUUCCAGCCAAAGGAUCACAUCUUCAGUUAUGGCUUGGCGCAAUGACUGAUCAAACCAGUUCAUGCCAUGUAAACAUGCAGGAAUUUUCUGUCAGUCUAACCACGCAGGGGCAUGGGUCACCAAGCAAACUUAGCCAAUGCUGUGUACCACUGGAAGUGUCUCCAACAAUGUCAGUAGUUCAACAUUAAGUGUCACACAUUUUUUUGUAUUAAAAAAACAUGUCUUUGGGAGGUUGUGAAAAGUCAAGCAGCUUGUGGCCACGUGAAACAGUAACAUUUUAUAGAGGGUUGGGAAUAAGAUAAAUAUCCACACCUUUCCAAAACUAAACAGAAAAACACCUAUGCCCUGAAAUAUUUGUAUAUACUGGUGCUGUGAGUUGCUGUUGUGAUCAUUAUGGAUAUUUUCCCCAGAAUACAUCGC